AUGCGAGUUGGUUUUGAGCUCGGGUACGGCUUUGUGGAGUUUGACGAUCUGCGAGAUGCAGACGAUGCUGUGUAUGAGCUAAAUGGUAAAGAUCUCUGUGGGGAGAGAGUGAUCGUUGAGCAUGCCAGAGGCCCACGUCGUGACAGCACUUACGGUUCUGGACGCAGUGGAUAUGGUUAUAGAAGAAGCGGAAGAGAUAAGUACGGUCCUCCUACCCGUACAGAAUACAGAUUGAUUGUGGAAAAUUUGUCAAGCCGCUGCAGUUGGCAAGAUCUGAAGGAUUAUAUGCGUCAGGCAGGGGAAGUGACAUAUGCAGAUGCACACAAAGGAAGGAAAAAUGAAGGUGUGAUUGAGUUCAAAUCCUAUUCUGACAUGAAAAGAGCCCUUGAAAAGCUGGACGGGACAGAAGUAAAUGGCAGAAAGAUUAGAUUAGUGGAAGACAGACCUGGAUCGAGACGGCGCCGCUCUUACUCCAGAAGCCGAAGCCAUUCGAGGUCUCGCUCUCGAAGCAGACAUUCUCAUAAGAGCAGGAGCCGCAGUGCCAGUAGUAGUCGCUCCAAGAGUAGAUCAAGAUCCAGGUCUGUGUCCCGUUCCAGAAGCAAGAGCCGUAGUCGAAGCAAGAGCCGUAGCAGAGGCCAAAAAGAGAAAAGCAGGACUCCAAGUAAAGAGGAUAAAAGUAGGAGCCGCAGCAGGAGUGCAGAGAAGUCCCGAAACAAAAGUAAAGAUAAAUCUGAGGGCACUCUCCAUAACAGUGAUGAGAAAGCAAAGAGCAGGAGCCACAGCCAGGAAAAGAGUAGGAGCAGGAGUGGGAGUAAGGACAGGGGGGAGCCGAGGGAGAGCAUGAGGAGUAGGAGCAAGGAGAAGAGUAGAAGCAAAGACAGGGAGAAGAGCAUUAACAAGGCUAGAAGCAGGAGCAAGAGCAGGGAUGAGAGUAGGAGCAGAAGCCACAGUAAGGAUAAAAGGAAAAGUAGGAAGAGAAGCAGGGAUGACAGCAGGAGUAGAAGCAGGAGCCGCAGCAAGAGUGAGAAAAGCAAGAGGCGCAGCAAGCGAGACAGCAAACCAAGUAGCAAGAAGAAAAGGAAGGACAGCCGCGAGCGGUCCAGGUCAGCCUCCAAAGAAAAGGAGCAUCUAAAAUCAGAUUCUGACAAAAAGGAGGCAAAAAGUGAGGGUGAGGAUGCAGCCGCACGUCAGGGGUCUCGCUCCAGAUCUAGAUCUAUUUCCAAGUCAAAACCAAAUGUUAAAUCAGAUUCUCGUUCCAGGUCUAAAUCCGUUUCCAAGCCUAGGUCCCGGUCCAAGUCUAGAUCUAGGUCUGCCUCUAGGUCACGCUCCCGAUCACGGUCAAGGUCUCUCUCCAGAUCCUAACCUUGCUGCAGCCACACUUGGAACAGUCGGGAAAGUCUUUUGUACAUGUUUAGUAGUUGUAGCGCAAGUGAUUGAAGUAGAAAACCUGUUGAUGCUGUAUAUUUUU
Molecule: messenger RNA, 1468 nt
Organism: Opisthocomus hoazin
Lineage: Eukaryota; Metazoa; Chordata; Aves; Opisthocomiformes; Opisthocomidae
Source: RefSeq, a predicted model, not a curated record